Lachancea nothofagi CBS 11611 is the source of this 1929-nucleotide messenger RNA. NCBI's taxonomy places the organism in Eukaryota, Fungi, Ascomycota, Saccharomycetes, Saccharomycetales, Saccharomycetaceae. The record is from the annotation of a GenBank genome assembly.
AUGACAGAUAUCGAACAGAGCACUAAGUCACUGGAGAAUCUUCCGACUGAGAUUUUGAUCAACAUCCUCAGUUAUUUGGACGAAAAAGACCUAUAUGCAGUGCAGGCUACGUGCAGACGUUUCCUUGAGAUAAUCAACGAUGAAGAGCUGUGGAAAAACCUUUUUAUUUCCAGGAUUCACACUAGGCUCUUCCCCUCAUUUUCAAGGUCUGCUAAGUACAGUGUGGAAUACGUGGAGAGGAACAGAGGGCUAAGCGAGUGGAAGCACAACAGAGCAGUGAAAACAAAGUUUACUGUGACAACCCAAAAUCAGAAUAACCAGCUCGAAAAAAUGGUCUUUGAGUACCCACGUUGUGCCUGUUACAGCGAUGGUGUUAUAAUGCUAGUUCAAUUGCAUUCGAGGCGUCGAAAGGAUAGGUUGACGUAUAUGCCAUGCACCACACCACAUGGCUGUUCAACGAUGCAUUUCAAUAUAAACGCGGCAGUGUUUGGUCGGUUUGAUGGCCGCGUCUUUGGCAAGUUGUUAACCAACAAAUCCCACCUCUGUCCCGUCACGGAAUUUAACGCUAUUCAUAGUUCAAGUGUUACGGCCAUCACAACUUCCGCUUUAGAAGACUCUCCAGAGGAUUGGUGCGUGAGUGGAUGUAAAUCAGGACAAGUAAUCUGGUGGUGCGAAGCGAAAAAACGCAACGCCAUCCAAAUCUCUGAUAAGCCAAUCCUACGGUUGGCUCUGCACAAAGAUUUGACCGUCAUCAUGGAUUCCCAGCAGGUGUAUGUUGUAGAUAAAAUGGACAAUGUGCACAAGCUUGACAUUCCAUCAAAUCUUCAGUUAUCUUUAGUGACCUCUCUCUCGCUACACUUUGAAGUUGAUUUCGGAGGUAAGCUAUUAAUCUUAGGUGACAUGGCGGAGAUUUAUGUUAUAUCCAUAAACCCACAUCAAGAUUUUGGAUUUACUAAAUCGAUUCACAUCCCGGACCUCAUUGAGAAAAUAUUUAUUGACGACAUCACUUCGAAGAGAACGCAAGACGCGAGUGUGGCUGGAGGCGACGGCUGUUAUCUGGGUAUAUUAACAGGCGACAACUCUGUUGCCAUUAUAAAUGUUAGAGCCCCAGGCUCCAAGUUACGCAUACAAACAAAACUAAGCUUUGUAGAGAGAGUCCAUACUGCACAAAUCACUAAUCUGGUCAUGGUUUGUGCAUUUAGCGGAUCUCUUGGAAUUUUCGACGCGAGCAGUGGUACUGAGCUACGAGUAGUACGGAAAACCGAGAAGUUUCCUCAGUUUCUAGGUGUAUCCCAUGGACGAAUGAUUGUUGGCAGUGGGAACGUUCUCCAUUAUUUACAGUACUCGGAUCAGGACUUCAGGCAAAAGAAGUCGGGAUUGUCUCAAACCAAUCGCAGCAACAAAUGGAAUGAAGUUCUAAAUUCACAGCUUGAUCUUUACAAUGAAGACGAAAAUAGUCGUAUAAAAGAAUUGGAAAGAAAGGAAAGGCUGCGCCAGAAGUUUGUGGGAGACUUAGACGACGAGGAAAUUCAACUUGAAAUCGCUCUAAUCGAGUCUCAAGCCGCUUCCGAGCAGUUCCAAGGUACAAACGCCCAAUUAAGUCCCGUAGGGCAAGACGAAGAGCUACAACGGGCAAUAGAAGAAUCACGACUAGCAUAUGAAAACCUCACAAUACCUGAACAUCUAGAUGAAGAUGCUGAGCUAUUACGUGCCAUACAACAAUCACAAGAGGAAGAAAACAUUCAGCGUCGUUUGCGUCGAUCGCACAGACGUGUUGGCCCCCUCGGUGAAAUUGCUAGCUCCAGCGAACUGAGCAAUCGCUUAAGCUCACCCGAGAUUGAAAUAUCGUCAGUUGAUAUAGGCAGACGCGAAGCAUAUGAUGAGGACUUUGAAGUCGCAAGAGCAUUAUCAAUGCAGGACAUGCGCUAG